This is a messenger RNA of Acanthoscelides obtectus, 4908 nucleotides long. NCBI's taxonomy places the organism in Eukaryota, Metazoa, Arthropoda, Insecta, Coleoptera, Chrysomelidae. The record is from the annotation of a GenBank genome assembly.
GUCAAAAUCUAACCUCAAAUACAAAACGUUUUGAAAUUUUUUAUAUCAUCGUACCAACACCGUGCAAAAAUCCUAAAACAAUGAUGUUGAGAAAUAUAAAUUGUUUGGCGAAGAUGCCAUACCGUACUAGGCAUAUCCACUUAACAAGACAUAAAAUGGCAUUGAGUGCUGCACUAGACAAUUUGAUUCGAUCGAUAGAAGCCUUCAGUAAGGAGCUAGAUGAAAAUACCCACACAAUAGCCUUAACUCGAAGAGGACGACCCAAAGUUGACUUACAUUUUCGAAGAAUUGUCACACAGUUGCAAUGCUCUAAUAUAGUUUCAGCAGCAUCGAAAAGAACUGCAAUUAACAACUUGCAACUCGCACCAGCUUCAAGAAGCAUCAGUACAAACACUAGUUCAUUAAGUGGUGUAACAAAUACUAAAGAAGAGGCAAAUGUGCAAAAUGAUUCAGUCAGUAACUCUGAAGAAAUAACAAAUUCAAGUAAUUUGUAAUCACUACCUGAAAAAUGCUCUGUGCUUUGAAUAACAGUCCAACAUGCCAUCAAAUUUUUGGAACAUAAAAGCCCAAAGAAAUAUAUUACAAUGAAACAGAUAUAACAGAUGAUAUUGUAAAAUUGUAUGCACAUAAAACUUUUCCGAAAGUUGUUCUCCAUAAUAUGUAUGACUUGGUAUCAAAUGAGUUUAAAAGAAGAAACUACAAAGUCACUCCUACCUAUAGAAGUAUAAAGUCCAAAAACUCAUCGGCAUGGUUAUGUUGCUAUCACAUCUACUGGCCAGUGGAGACAAAAUUUGUUGCAAAAGACACCACAAAGGCCAAGGCAUCAAAUAAGGCUGCUUUAGCUGCUUUGGCAUGGUUGAAAAAGAACAACAAAAUCAGCAGUCAGGGAAGUCCGAUGAUAUAUGACGAAGAAGAAGUGAAAGUUGCAACAAAGAAAGUUUUACCAAAAUUGACAUUAGAUGAUGAGACAAUUGGAGAUAUGCAAAAGAUUGUUAAUAUCCAUCAGAGUAAGAUGAUAGAGCAUAUAAUGGAUGGUCGUGAGAUGGGUGAGAAUGAUGUGAAAGUAGAAGAGGGAGAAGACGGGCCAUUGGCGGAGGCUGGGGAAGUUAGUUUUAGGGGUGUUAAGGAAAUGAGAUAUCUAGGAUUGGAUCAAUAUAAAACGAAAGAGAAGGUUAAGCUUCCAAUAGCAAAAUACAAGGAAGACUUCAUUGAUCUUUUAAAGUCAAAUCAGGUAAUAAUAGUCAAAGGAGAACCCGGUUGUGGCAAAAGUACAAGAGUACCACAGUAUGUUCUGGAAGCAUGGGCAACAGAUGAAGGGCUUUCUGGCAACCCAGGAAGAAUAGCUGUUACUCAACCAAGGAGAAUAGCCGCAAUUUCAUUGGCUGAGAGGGUGGCUAGCGAACGAGACGAACGGGUUGGCAGUAUAGUAGGUUACCAAGUUCGCUUAAACUCAAAAUUCGAACCUACCACAGGUCGCAUCCUCUACUGCACAACUGGCAUUCUCCUACGUCACUUUCAAUCCGACCCCAAUCUAACAAAUUUCACGCACGUCAUUUUAGACGAGGCCCAUGAGCGAGACGUCAACACUGAUUUGUUGAUGAAUCUCCUAAGGGGUGCAGUGCAGAAAAAUCCUAAGUUGAAAGUUGUUGUUAUGAGUGCCACUAUUGAUACGUCAAUGUUCAGCAAAUAUUUUGGGGGAGCGCCUGUGAUUGAUAUACCUGGGUUCACGUAUCCUGUCAAACAGCAUUUUAUGGAUGAUUGCAAGCUUGAAGUACACAAAACGAUAGAUAUGUGUGAAGACAAAAGCCCAAACUUGGUUCACGAGGAUGUUGUUAAAGUGAUUAAAUAUAUCUGUGACAAAAAACCUGAAGGUGCCAUACUUUGCUUUUUACCAGGAUGGGAGGACAUUACUAAAGUAUAUAAAAUGAUUCCAGAGAGGAACGAUUUAGUGACGUACUGCUUGCAUUCUAGACUCCAAGAUUCCGAGCAAUGGAAAAUCUUCUCCCGUCCCCCACCAGGCGUUAGAAAAAUCAUCCUAGCCACAAAUAUCGCCGAAACCUCAGUAACAGUUGACGACGUAGUCUACGUAGUCGAUUCGGGCAUUCACAAAGAGCAAAGAUUCGAUGUUGAGAAAGGCGUGAAUUGCAUAGACAAUUAUUGGAUUUCUAAGGCUAGCGCUAUACAGCGUAAAGGACGUGCGGGUAGGGUGCAGCCAGGGGAGAGUUACCAUAUGUAUACAAAGGAGAAGUAUAAGGAGUUUGAAGACUAUUCCAUGCCGGAGAUUAUGAGGACUAGUCUUACUAAGAUCGUGUUGGAUUCGAAGGUAUGCAGCAAUAAUAUGAAUGCUUUGGAGUUCAUGGUGAAACUUCCAACUCCGCCAGAAGAAAAUGCCACACUUAGAGCCGUGGAAGAUCUUAAAGAUUUGGAACUCUUAGAUGAAAAUGAAAAUUUGACAUCUUUGGGCAAAACCUUAGCAGAAUUCCAGCUUGAACCAAGUUUCUCCAAAGCCAUGGUAAACGCAGUCAUUUUUAAAUGUGUCACACCCGUCGUGGACAUAGUCACUCUCUUCUCAUCUGAAACAGAGUUAUUUUCGUCAGGUUUGAUGAACAAGGAGAACAUCAAAGCUACAAAGAGCGAUUUUUGCAGCUCCAGUGAUCAUCUUGCGAUGAUGAGAAUUUUUGAAAAGUUUUUGGAAUUUUCUGACGCCAACAAUGAAACUGGACUGAGAAUGUUUUGUAAACGGUUGAAUUUGGUGCCUCAUAGAAUGAAAACGAUAGAAAAACUUCGAAAGAUUCAUUUUGACUACCUCUUUAAUGGUCUUUAUGAUGUAAUGCCAAUUGCUGAUGACUAUUCAGAUAAUGACGAAUUGGUAAAAGCAGUUAUUUUGUCGGGAAUCGGUAAUAUUUUGCAACACAGGAACUGGGAUAUUGUGAAAAAUAGGUUGAAGCAAAAUGUGAAUGUUUUGCUAACAAGAAAUAACCACAAGGCUACUAUAACACAGGAGAGUGUGAAUUACAAAAGGAAUUGUUUCCCAAGCGAAUUUUUACUGUAUUUAAAUGAGACUAGAUCAAAUGUUCGACGAAUGACAUUGGUGAGAGAAUGUAGCCUUGUGUCACAGUUAUCAGUGUUGUUGUUUAGCAACAAAAACCUGAACAUCGAAAAGGUUGAUGAUGACAUCAAAAGUGAUAUUAGCUCUGAUGAUCCAGUGAAAUUAGUGUUAGAAAACACAACCGUGAAACUUAUCUGUGAUAGAAAGGAAGCUGAGGAGCUUAUCAGGUGCAAAGUAGCAUUAAUGUCUUGUUACCGCUAUUACACAAGACAGUUGACUAAUCCACCGGAAUACAAUAAAAGUGUCAACGCUGCAUGGGACGAAAUUUUAGUUAUACUAAACAAAAUUCUCAAACGUCACCAAGUUGACUGAGAUAAUAGUAGUUAGGAUGGUUUUGUAUUCAAAGUAUCAGAGUCGACAGACAAUUUAUUUAGUUGUUUUCAGAUUAACUAUUAUAUUAUAUGGAUAUCAAACCAAAAUUUGAAUACACUAAAUAUUUUUCAGAUUUUUUUUGAAGUAAUACAUAGGUUGACAGGUAAGCCAUUAUUGCUUGAACACUCUUAUAUAUCCUAAGAGGCAUAGCGCCGAGGGAUACAAUGUGCAAAAUCAAUAAUGGCCGCCUUCACUGAGGUAUGCAUAGAAUUAUUUCACUACUAACUAUACAAUAUCAUUGCCUUCGAUUUAUUUUCUAAGAUAUUAAUAUUUUCAUUGUAUUGCGUAAGUUACUCUAACCUCUGCGUAAAUCAACGAUUAUGACGUUUCAUACUCAUUUUACAAAUAGUUUGAAUCAUCUAGUAGUCUGGUGUCAAACUGUCAAAUUCAUAUGAAUGCAGUAGGAAGCAGAGCUGGCCUGGGGACGGGCCCAUUUCAGUUUCAGAGGAGAGUAAAGUACUAGUGAUUAUUGGUUGUGUCUUUAUUUUGCUGGCAUUAAAAGCCGUUUUCCAAUAAUCUCUCGAUUAUCAAAAUAUUCAAGAAAAGCGAUACCUAAUAUUAGUUACUUUGUUGUGGUUUGGACAAUGAUCUAAACCAUUUUUUGUCUUUAAAGCUAUUUGAAAUUGUUUCCGAACAGUUUUUGUAGUACGACUGAUACAUUUUUACAAUAAACCAAGAUACAAUCUGUAAGACAUUGAGGGUUUUUCUAUUAUUUUGCCUUACAUGUCGGAUUUUUGAAAUACUUUGAGAGCCUCUGAUAGAUAUUUUAGUGUAUUCGUUAUUUUGUCCAUUAUUUUUUAUUUUGGAGUUUUGAAAAAUACACUUGUUUAUGUUUUGAACAUAUUUUAUAUGCAUACAAAUCUUGAAAAUAGUGAUUAUUAGUUGUGUCUUUAUUUUGCUGGCAUUAAAAGCCGUUUUCCAAUAAUCUACCGAUUAUCGAAAUAUUCAAGAAAAGAUAUACCUAAUAUUAGCUACCUUGUUGUGGUUUGGACAAUGGUCUAAACCAUUUUUUUGCUUUUAAAGCGAUUUGUAAUUGUUUCCGAACAAUUUUUGUAGUACGACUGGAACAUUUUUACAAUAAACCAAGAUACAAUCUGUAAGACAUUGAGGGAUUUUCUAUUACUUUGCCUUAAAUGUCGGAUUUUUGAAAUACUCUGAGAACCUCUGUCGGAUGAUGUUGUGUUUCAUUGAGUGAAAUGAUUAAAAGUAUAGCAAAUAUGCCAAUUUCUGGUGUUUGCUUUUUUUAAGUAGCAGCCGAAAUGUGUUUUCAGUUUCAUUUACUGAUAAGUAUUUUUCUGUUUUUGUAGUAACUCUGUAUUUGGAGCUUGCAACUGAAUGUUCUGCAAGAAUUCAAAAUAAAUGAUAUUCUGGAAGAUUAUCGUAACAUUAUUUUAAAAUUGUGUAGAACCGAGCGGAGAAGCAUAUAC